UUCAUUUAUCUUCCUCUCACCUCCCCUCGUUAUAGUUAUAGUUGAAUAGUAGGGCCCUGCUAGAUUAAUAAAGCGAAUAGCUACAGCCUUAAAAAAUGGGCCCCGAGAUUUAAAUUAUGCAAAUUCAAUAACGAUUUAAGUAAUUGGAUAUUUACAUUUCAUAGAUACGUUUGAAAUUGAAAAAAAGAAUUCGCGCCCAAAUAAUUCAUUCACAGUUCUCAGCAGAGGCAUUCAGAAUUUGGCAAUCAUGAAGAAGAGACAGCAAUCUUUUCUAUCCUCUGCUCACGACGGCAACAGUAGCAACAUUAGUAAUCUCAGCAGCGCAGCCAAACAAAUGCGGAGGACAAGCUCAGCCGAGUGUUCGAAUCCCUUCAACAACAUGAUCAAUAGCAGCAACAGGCGCUCUUCCAUUGCGUAUACAAAAAACCCCAAGCAAGAUCCCCGCAAUGUCAACAGCCGCAGCUUCCAAUUAGCCGCCGUGGGAAGCUUGAAUGCAUAUUUUCAGUCGCAUGGCUUCGCCAUCACAAUUCCAACCAAGGGUUUGCCUACGGGGAAAGAGGUUAAAGAAAUCAUACAUUUUUUGGUCCAUCAAUUGGACCCUGAAUGGCCCCUCUCAAAGCUCGAAGAAGAUAUUCCCUUCCUCUUCAAACAAUAUGGAUAUCCUUUUCAGAUCAACAAAAGCGCGCUUUAUGCUGCAGGGAGUCCACAUUCGUGGCCCCCGCUUUUGGCCGCCCUCGCAUGGCUCGUUCAGCUUCUCAGAUACAAUGAAAAAGUAGAAGAAGAGGAACGCUCCAGCUAUAAUGAUGAGACAUUCGACUUUUUGGCAGAGAGUUAUAGUCAUUUUUUAAAAGGUGAUGAUACAGCUGUAGAGGCCUUGGAUAAUGAAUUCAUGCUUCAAUUGGAAGAAGAACGAGCUUUUAUUGUGCAGAACUCUGCUGCUGUAGAAAUGGUUGUCAAGGAGUUGGAGGCCAAGGUUCAGAGUCUGAAGACAGGGCCUUCUGUUGUGGAGGCAUUAGAAAAUGAUAAAUCCUUACUGGCCAAAGAUGUGGUCAAGUUUCAUUCAAUCAUAAAUAAUUUUUCGGCCAAGAAAGAGGCACUAGAGAAGAGUUUGGUGGAGAAGAAGCAGGAAUUGGAUACAAAGAAUAUGGAGAUUGAGAAAUUGAGUAAGGAAAAUGAGGUUCUGAAGCAGCAAGUGGAUGCACAGCACGUUAAUGUGAGGGAUUACGAGAAGAUGAGUAGGGAGUUGCAUAAUAUUGAAGAAGAUAUAAGGACAGCAGAGUCUGCAAGAUCUCAGUGGGAUGAAAAGGCCUGGGAGCUUGAGGUCUUGGCCAGCAAAAAACUCAAGGAGAUUGAAGGAUUAGUUGAUCGCUAUCAUCAGGAAAUUACCAGGUUGAAGUUGGGGACUGCAUUUGAAUAUAAACUGAAUUCCAGAGGAGUGACAGCAACGGAUAUCUUGGGAGUGGACUUUAAAGCAACAAUCAAAGCAGGAAUCAUAUCCUGUACUGAGGACUUUGAAAGGAAUUCAAGGGAGAAAUGGGAGGAGUCAAUAGCUAUUCAACAACAGUUACAUGAUAAAGUCUUAGAACAAGAAGGCAAGAAGAAGAUAAAUGCUAGUCUUGUAGCAAAAUCUAAGAAGCUUGAAGCUCGGUUUAAUGCAAUAACAAAAUCUAUGGAAGAGUAUGUUGCGUCUAAGAUGGAAGAAUGUGAGAAGUUAUCAAGAGAAGUAGAAAAGAGUGAGCAAGACAUGAAGCUCAAGGACAUUGAAGCUGAUGAAUAUUUGAAGAAAGCCAUAUCAGAGCUUGAAGAAAGGACAAGACACUAUGAUGAAGAAAUCAAGCGUUGUUCUAAUGAGUUGCUUAGGUUGAUUGACAUGGUUGCUAAGCAUAAAGAACAUGUAGAAUCAGCCAUUAGUAAUGUAAAAAAAGCAUCAAUUGAAACUUUGCAAGAGUGUAAUUCUAUAUAUGGUAGAAAAGGCAAACUAAAUGGCAAGAGGAUAGUCUGACACUGCAUAUGACCAUGUUUGGACCUACUUCAACCUUCUUGGGUUGCUCAUGUUGCCCACGUUUUGCUUAGAACUUUGUUUUAGUUGAGAAUUGUACUAAUUUGCUAACCUUCUUUGCGUUCAGUGGUUCUUUCUAUAAUUGUUAAGAGAUCAAAAUUUACGCAAUACUUUUGUCAUAAUUUUAGUGUUGGAA
Molecule: messenger RNA, 2195 nt
Organism: Cryptomeria japonica (Japanese cedar)
Lineage: Eukaryota; Viridiplantae; Streptophyta; Pinopsida; Cupressales; Cupressaceae
Product: kinetochore protein NDC80 homolog
Exons: 5
Coding region: 248-2002 (584 amino acids)
Biological process (GO): attachment of mitotic spindle microtubules to kinetochore
Cellular component (GO): Ndc80 complex
Source: RefSeq, a predicted model, not a curated record